CGACCGGGUCCGCUUGCUCUGUGAUUCUUGAAGGCACAAGAAGUCACAACAAAGGGCACGUAAGGUUAUAGUACUUGGUCAGUUUAUGUGUGCGUGAGUGCAUAUUAAAUGUGUCUGUUUAUUCAUACCACAAUUUGCAGCAUCCUAAGAUAAUGAAGAUUGAUACUGCAAGUAAAUAGUAUGUUCCAAGCCAGAGUCUACCUAAAUGACAUUUGUUGUAGUAUUGCCCCACUUUGUUGACCAGUUUUCGUGUUGUAGAGCUUUUCACGGCUUAGACAGUUAGGAGCUUGCAUGGCAAACUUCAACCUUGUUUGCAUGGCGAUCUUCAACCUUGUCUCUAAUUGAUGUGUGGAACUGGCUGAUGAUCUAUGUCAAAAUAGAUACUGGAGAUAGUGAAUUCCAGCUGUAUGAUGACUUAGUGCUUUUCAUUAUACUCAUCAUCGAUGUACAAAAAAAAUAUGCUGCCGGGUAAGCAUGAGUAUAUACAAUGUGCAUGAAGUGUUACUCUUGAUUACAGAACAAGUUUGCUGUGAACAAAGCUAGUGCUGUUACUGAUGUACGAAAAAGUCGAGUGCAAGUAAAGAACAAGGGAGUGCAGACAGAAAUUGGGUCACUUGACCAUGAAAUGUGUACAUCAGAGGAACCACCAUUGGAAUACUGGAAGGUUUUGGCUGAACAAAGACGACAGGCUCUUGCUGAAACAUUGCAGGAAAAUGAGGAGUUGCACUCAGAGAACGAGACCCUAAGAAAGAAAAUUGCAGAGUUAGAGAGAAGACUGGAGAACAAGGAUUACUUUGCCAUGAUGUAUCAGAUUGCUUGCAAUGACAGUACACAGGACCAGUAAUAUCAACUGUGGUCUUCAUUCCAGCAUUAUUGCAUUUUUGUUUCCUUGCCAUUUUAUCACUCUUCACAAUAUUGAGGAAUAGUGCUGAAUGAGACAAUAAUAGUACGUAGAUAUAAGCUUAACCUUUGGACGCCAUGGGUAUUCCUUUAAUAAGCAGAAAUCAUGUACAAAGAUAGCCCUAUAAAUAUAAGACAUAUGGAGGCUCUGGACACAAUUAUUUGUCCGUGGCUGGUUAAGUGUAAUGUGAAAAUUCCCUAGUGACAUUUUAGGCAUAACUUCACUGUACAAGCCCUA
Molecule: messenger RNA, 1138 nt
Organism: Geodia barretti
Lineage: Eukaryota; Metazoa; Porifera; Demospongiae; Tetractinellida; Geodiidae
Source: the annotation of a GenBank genome assembly